AUGUCAAACGUUAUCAAAGCCGACAAGACUGCCUUGAUCACCGGAGCCGCGUCAGGCGUUGGCUUCGCCGUGGCCAAGCUAUGCCGCGAGAAAGGAAUGCACCUCGCCCUCCUGGACAAUGACAGGGACAACCUGUCCAAGGCAAAGGCGGUCCUCACCGAAAUAAAUCCAAAGUUGACCACCGAGGCUUACGCAAUGGAUGUCGCGGAUCAGUCUGCGUGGAAAGAUAUCGGCGAAAAGAUCUUGACGGUAUUCACUGAGAUCGAUCUGGUAGUGAUGAAUGCAGGAAAAGGGUUCAAACCAGAGGUACAAGAAGAUCGAGGACGAGUCAACCCUUGGGUUGACUCUGAGUACUGGGCAAGGACAUUUGCGACAAAUGUGUUUGGGCCAUUGAAAGGACUGGAAGCCAUUUUACCACUGGUGCUGGCAUCAAAGUCCAAGGACCCCAAGUCCAUCGUGGUGACCGGCUCCAAGCAGGGGAUCACCAACCCACCAGGGGGAGGCAACCCCGCUUACAACGCCUCCAAAGCAGCGGUCAAGAGUCUGACCGAGCAUCUCGCCUUUGACCUGCGUUCCGACCCAUCGACUUCGCAUAUUUCUGUCCAUCUCCUCGUUCCUGGCUGGACAUGGACUGGUCUAAUGGGUAACGUGGGACCAGUCAAGGAAGAAGAAGUGAAGAAGCCGGACGGAGCCUGGCAUUCGAGCCAGGUCGCCGAUGAAUUAUUCGCCGGUCUCGAGAAGGGAUCGUUCUAUAUCAUCUGCCCCGACGGGGAGACUGACCGUUCCCUGGAUCAAGCUCGAAUGAAAUGGGGAAGCGAAGAUGUAUAUGAGGACCGCCCGGCUCUCUCGCGGUGGGAGGACAACUGGAAGAGUCGUGCGGAGGAGGCCAUUCAAGCUGAUGCGAAAACUCGCAGGGGUUGA
This is a messenger RNA of Penicillium brevicompactum, 921 nucleotides long. Its product is annotated as SDR family NAD(P)-dependent oxidoreductase. Gene Ontology annotation, molecular function: oxidoreductase activity, acting on NAD(P)H, oxygen as acceptor. The transcript is spliced from 2 exons. The coding region runs from base 1 to 921 and encodes 306 amino acids. NCBI's taxonomy places the organism in Eukaryota, Fungi, Ascomycota, Eurotiomycetes, Eurotiales, Aspergillaceae. The record is from RefSeq and is a predicted model, not a curated record. Gene Ontology annotation, cellular component: intracellular anatomical structure.